Molecule: messenger RNA, 1336 nt
Organism: Chelmon rostratus (copperband butterflyfish)
Lineage: Eukaryota; Metazoa; Chordata; Actinopteri; Chaetodontiformes; Chaetodontidae
Gene: angptl5
Product: angiopoietin-like 5
Exons: 8
Coding region: 49-1287 (412 amino acids)
Source: RefSeq, a predicted model, not a curated record
GGACAUGUGAGGGGAAAAGAGCCGACUCAGUGGAAAAAUAAAGCAUAUAUGAAGGAGUGGCUGCUGGUGACGCUGUGGACCGAGUUCAGUCCCCCUCGCUCCUGGAGGAAACAGUCAGACGGCUCUGAAAUGAUGUGGACAACAGCUGUCCUCCUGCUGCUUUUGCCUCAUCUGCUUUCCUCCACAGACACAGGAAAUGGCAGACAUUUUAACCAAUCAGAAAUAGACAGUGAGGACUUCUCUGAUGCUCCAGUAAAAGGCCUGAAAUCUCCUGGAGGGGUCAAAGGUCGGGACACGUGCUCCAUCCCGUGUGAUAUCACUGUCAAGCUGCUACGAGAUGAGAAGCAUUCAAUAUGUGGCCAGUUGCAGCAGUCUCUGUUAGCAUUUGGACGCAGCACCCGCAAGCUGAUGAGGGAUGUGAUGGAGGAGCAGCAGAGAGCCCUGGACGUCCUCAGCAAUCAGGUCACAGAGCUGAUGACCAGAGUGCAGACGCUCAGCUCCGAGGUUCAGAGAAGCAACACUGAGAUGUACUCAAUUAAACCUGUGCAAUCCCACGGACGAGACUGCAGCGACAUCAAGGACAAUCUCCUGUCGGUCGUCCCCAAGAUCCCCAGCGGUAUUUACAUCAUCCACCCGGACAACACCGACUCUUCAUUUGAGGUUUUCUGUGAGAUGGACUACAUGGGAGGCGGAUGGACGGUGAUGCAGCGGAGGACUGAUGGAUUAACGGACUUCAAACGGCCCUGGGCUGAUUACGUUGAUGGCUUCGGACACCUCGCAGGAGAACACUGGCUGGGUCUGAAGAAAGUAUUUCAUAUAUUAAACCAGAAGGAUACUCGGUUCCAGCUUCACAUGGCUCUGGUCUCCCACGAUGACGUCACCUCUUAUGCAUCAUAUGAUGAUUUCCGCCUGGACAGUGAAACCCAGUUCUUCAGUAUACACCUGGGCAGAUAUGCAGGCAGCGCUGGCGAUGCAUUUCGUGGCUACGAGCAGGAGCAGAACCAGGACACGGCUCCAUUCAGCGCCUCAGAUGUGGACAACGACGGCUGUAAUCCUUUCUGCUCCAUCCACAACCGCACGGUGGAGAGCUGCAGCGCUCAGCACAACCAGACGGGCUGGUGGUUCAACCAGUGUGGCCUGGCAAACCUCAACGGCUCCCCUGAGGACGUCGAGCUGAACCGGGGCCAGAGGACGCACAUCCUGUGGGACACCUGGAGACAGAACGGGGUCCCUCACAUCAUCAAAUCUGUCACGAUGAAGAUCAGGAGGAUUGCAACCAAUAACUGACAGUGAGGAGGAGGAGGUGCAGGAGGAGAAAGAGGUGGAGAAAGAAAGA